CAACAGUCGUCACUCUAGCAUUAAUAUAAACCAAUCGCAUCGUCCACGCAAGCAGAGGUGCACCGCUUUGGCGGAGUCCUUACCGGGGACGAGCAUCGCUGAAUAAACAGAACGAAACUGGCGGCUUGAAAAUGGAAACUUAAACUAUAUCGGCAGGGGGAAAAAGUGUGGUGUUCCUAGGCACGCCACCGUAGAAGACUUACAGCCAGGCUGUGUGUGAGAGAGGCUAUCUGCCCCCAUGUCUUCCCCUGCCAACCGCAGAUCUGCAGGAUCACGCAGAUUCAACCCCCUGAAGGCUCUGCAGCCGAAACGCCGCCUGCAGCAAAUGUCGCCAAUCCCCUCCCCUCCAGCUUUUGACUAUUGCAGGUUCAUAGAGCUAGACUACAUUCCCAUGGAGACAGGCUUUAUGGUUUCAAUGCGCCCAAGUCGUGGAUUUCUCACCCCACAAACGCCGGAGCGCCACAAGCGACGGACACCUGCCCCAGUCAGUUCCAGGGAUCCCUAUGGCAACUCCUGUCUCAGCAGCAGCAGCAACUCUGGGUCCUGCAAGGGCAGUGAUGGGAGUCCUAUAGCCAGGCGUCACACGAAGUACACGUCCUGUACUGAUAACCAUGGCAUCCGGCCCCCCCCUCCCGAGCAGUACCUGACACCCCUGCAGCAGAAGGAAGUGUGCAUCCGCCACCUGCGGGCCCGGCUGAAGGAGACCAUCGACAGGCUGCAGAACAGAGACACUGAGAUCGACGAGCUGAGGACGCAGCUCUCCCGCAUGCAGGAGGACUGGAUCGAGGAGGAGUGUCACCGGGUGGAGGCGCAGCUGGCCCUGAAGGAGGCGCGGAAGGAGAUCCACCAGCUGAAGCAGGUGAUCGACGUGGUGCGGACCAACCUGAGCGACACGGACACGGGCACGGUGCAGAAGUACUUCCAGGACAUCAGCGUGCAGAACCUGAAGCUGGAGUCGCUGCUGUGCAGCAUGGAGCUGGCGCAGAACGACUCGGGCAAGGAGGACGAGGCGGCGGGGGGCGGGGCCAGGGCGGGGGCGGGGGCGGGGCACGGCCUGCCGGGGUCCUGCGAUGGCUCCCCGGCCCGCUCGGUGACCCGCAGCUCCACCUACACCAAGCUGAGCGACCAGGCGCUGGCCGAUAAGAAUGGGAACGCGCCCGACUUCCCCAGCCUGUCGGGGGGGGAGGAGACCCAGGACAGCGGCUGCAUCUGCGGGGACAGCCGGGCCGACCUGCUCCUGGAGGCCGCCUUCCUGUCCGAGGAGACGGCCUCCUUACUCAGCACCUACUCCCGCAUGCCGCACUCCUCCACCUACGAGAAGCUGUGCACCGUGGAGAAGGUCAUGCCCCGGAGGUGUAGCAGCAGCAGCAGCAGCAGCAGCCACCCCUGCCUCUCCCACCACCACCUCUUCCUCCACCACCUCAGGGAGCAAGCCAUCCAGACGGACUGUGGCCCGGCGUACAACCCCGACCUGGACCCCAUCAACGAGAAGGCCUUCAGGUCCCAGGCCUGCAGCCCCACCUCCACCUGGAUCUCCGAGGAGGGGGAGGACUUUGACACCAUCACCAUGGCGACCACCACUGCCGCGGACCCUGCGCCGCCCCCACUGCCCUCCUCCUUCUCCUGCACCUGCAUAGAGCUGCCCCCCCUAGAGGACGAGGAGGCGCCGCCCCAAACCUGCCAGCCCAGGAGCGUGACGCCGCCAUCCGGGCAGGGCGGAGUGACGGUGGUGGAGGUGGAGGUGGAGGAGGAGGAGGAGGAAGUGGAGGAUGAGGACGAAGAAGGGGCAGCGGGCGGCGCAGAGACAGGCGAAGGCUCCGCCUCCACCGCGGAGCCCCCCCAGCGGAGCUACUGGAGCCGACACUUCCUGGUGGACCUGCUGGCGGUGGCCAUGCCCGUGGUGCCGGCCAUGGCCUGGCUGUGCCGGGCUCCCCGCAGGGAGGGCCAGCCCGUCUACAACAUCGGCUCUCUGCUGCGCGGCUGCUGCACCGUGGCCCUGCACUCUCUCCGCCGGGGCGGCAGCACCUGGCACUACCCGGCGGGCACCGGAGGCAGGGGGGCGCAGAUCUGAAUCCACACACCAACCCUCAACCCACAGCCCACCGCUCUUCAUCACCAAAUCAUUCCACUUCUCUACUUGAAAGGAGGAAGGGCACCAAAUUCAUGUCUGUCUGAUAGUGAUCCUGUGCUCUCUACAUAUGCCCUUCCUGACCCCAGGCCCUGUUGACCUUUAACCCAUCUCUCAUAUGUCCUGGACUGCACCCUCCUGCCAGCCCCUCCCUCCUCCAGGUCUGCAUGGAGACCAGGAAGUGGUUCACUCCAAUCAAAGCAUUUACUAAUGUACAGCGAUACAGGUCUGUCUUUCUAGUUGUUGGUCUGUGCCAGUUCACUUACAGUGAAAGUGUUUCAUGUUCAGCCUAUCCCUGUGAGCGUGCGAGUGUGUGUAUAUGUAAUUUCAGGCUGAGAAUUAUGUAGCCAAAGCAACCGGGUGACAAUUAAUGAAUGUUGUUUCUGUUGUUGUGAUAGUACUGACUGAUUGACUGCACUUUUUUGAGUCUUGGGGUCACUGAGGAUACGGAACACUGUCACUCCACCUUGGUCGUUGGUUUUUCAGCUUGUCGAUCAUAUUCAUAAUCUGUUGCGUCUCCAGCAGUCAAUAGUCCAUUUGUGAGCCAGACAAAAUCCAUGAUGUCAGAAAAUACAUAUAGGCAAAGCAUUUUGAGUAGGUAAGCGCACGCACCUAUGUUGGUGCAUAUUAUUGAUGACCGAAUGUCAGCCUUUAUUUUUCUUCCUAUUGAUCAGGAAGGAAGGAAGGAGUGAAAGAAACAGUUAUAAAUUAUUAUUUUAGUGAGUUAUAAGGCUGUCAAGCACCAAGUGGCCAGUGUUUGCCUUUUUUAUUGUCACACUUUGUGUGAACAUAAAUGUAGAUGUAACGCUAAAAAAUUAUUUUGACGUCCCUUCACUUUAACUUAAAUUAUAUUUCCGUUUCCAUGUUGAAUUAAUUAUGAAGCCAUCUGGGUUGAAGCCAUGCUGGGCCGAAAUCACUCCAAAAAUUUCUGACAUAAAUGAAAAGGUAAAAGAAAAAGCUGCCAUCAUCAAAUGUCACUUUUCAAAACCUUAUCAAAAAUGUUUUUUUAUUGAAUUGUUUGGUUUGAUUCCUUGAUUGCACUAUAAUUCACUUUAUAAGGCUAGCUAUUACUUGAAGUUUAAAUUGCUUUAGAUAUCUCAAAAUAUAUGUUUCCACCAACAGUGGGAUGGGUAUGUUUAUGUGUAAAGUAAUAAGAUGAAUUAUUUACAUUAAUAAAUAUACAAUAAAGCAGUAGUAAAAUAAUAAUAAAAUAAUAGUAACAAUGGUAGAUAAAUUAAUCUUGUAAUUGUAAUUGCACUGGAUAUUCAUUCAAAGCUAUACUGUAUGUCUGUAGAUCUAUCUGGGUAGCUCUUCCACUUAUUUUUCUCCUUUGAGAACUAAAUUGGAGUUGCCAUUUUGUUGCCGAUUCACGUCGCCUUUUUUCUGUUGACAAUCAUCUCACGCCUGAGCUCUGUGAACUCACAGUGUGGUUGAUCCAUUCCUGUUGUUUGUCACCAAUACGCUCUAUCGCUAAUAGCUACUAGCACUUACUAAAAUGUAAUAAAACGGGCGUAACAAUAAUUAAACUGCAAAACCUCUUUCACUUGCCUCAUUCAUCUUGUGAUAAACGGUUAUUUUCAUUUAGAAAUCUUUUUUCUUUUCUUGCUGUCCUAUGUGAUAAUUUGUUGAAUAGUUAUCUUCAAAUUAAUGAAAGCCUAAAGUCUAUUAUUAUACCACUCAUGAAAAUAAUGUAUAAUAAUGAGUGAUGUAUGAGGUGUAUGCCAUUUUUGAAAAGCCAUAUUGUAAUACAGGGGGCUAAGACAGUUGAGGUGUCUCAUCCAUAUUAUGGCAAACCCAAGAACACUAUGGAUUAGACUGUAAAUCCUUGAGUUCAGUCUCACUGCUCCACAAUUCCUGCAGCUCUGUCUCAGCCCAACAGAAGGCACUGUGUGUCCGGGGACUUGUUGAUUGAAACUGCUGUGUGUGACUGGGAAAGCCUCAACUAGGCUGGACAGCAAGUGUCCUAUUAAAAGAACACCGACUGCCUUCUGCAAGGAGACAAAGGGUACUGACAUGAAUGGGAAUCAUUGCCAUCAAGUUUUCUUCAUUGUCCUCUCGACAGUAGUAGCAUUUCUGUGUGUUUUGUUUCUUUAGAAAGUCUGAAGACAGCCAAAGUCAUUGUGGUUUAAUGAAUGAAGCGUGAUUGUAGCCAUGGUGGUAUGAGUAAAAGGGAGCACUCGGUAUCCUCUAGAUCAGGGGUGUCAAACUCCAACCAGUGUCUGCUGGUUUUCGGUGCGUUUCAGCGCAAGUGAUUAAUGCAAGUCAUUCAUUGGCUAGAGUCCAGACCUUGUUCUCAAGGCCUUAGUGGGUUGUUGAUUGAAAGGAAUCGCAAAUGCUUGCAGGCACUGCACCCCUCCAGGACUGGAGUUUGACACCCCUGUUCUAGAUUUGGACUGAAUGAUAAUGCAAAUGCUGUUACAGAUUAUUGAAUUCCCAUAUAUUAUCUCCCUUGUUUUGGCCAUUAAUAAUCAUUAGUGGUGAAAGUAAUAAUAAUUACCAUUAAUGUGAAAGAGUAAUUGGAGAAUUCACAGAAACAAAUAAAGACCAUAUAAACACA
Messenger RNA from Anguilla rostrata (American eel), 4685 nucleotides. RefSeq names its product syntaphilin b (gene snphb). Bases 239 to 2071 code for a protein of 610 amino acids. The record is from RefSeq and is a predicted model, not a curated record. Gene Ontology annotation, biological process: neuron differentiation. Gene Ontology annotation, cellular component: cytoplasmic microtubule; mitochondrion. Lineage: Eukaryota; Metazoa; Chordata; Actinopteri; Anguilliformes; Anguillidae. The transcript is spliced from 7 exons.